Mucor mucedo is the source of this 1691-nucleotide messenger RNA. RefSeq lists its product as uncharacterized. Gene Ontology annotation, molecular function: oxidoreductase activity. NCBI's taxonomy places the organism in Eukaryota, Fungi, Mucoromycota, Mucoromycetes, Mucorales, Mucoraceae. The coding region runs from base 71 to 1630 and encodes 519 amino acids. The transcript has 4 exons. The record is from RefSeq and is a predicted model, not a curated record.
AGCAAAAAUCCCAUUGUCUUUUCUUUCCCUCCCCUUUUUUAUUAUUUUUUUUUUCUUUAUACUUUUUAUUAUGAGUGAUACAGUCAAGGUAGCUGUGAUUGGGUCUGGUUUAGCAGGACUUUCAGCAGCCUACUUGUUAACCCAAGGCCAUAUCGAGGGAGAUAAAAAGUUUGAAGUCCAUGUGUUUGAAAAGAAUACAGAAUUAGGCAUGGAUGCUGCUUCUAUUUCCGUUGGACCCGAGAAAGAUUUCAGAAUUGAUGUACCUAUGCGUUCCUACAUGUCUGGUUAUUACUCUCAUUUAUCAAAGUUAUACGAGCAUCUCGAUAUUCCAGCUAAAAAAGCCAAUUUCAGUUUUGGUUGGUACAGAAUCAUGCAAUCGGCAAAGAAGAGACAAUCUUCGAUAGAUCCAUCCCAAGUAGCUUCAUACACCGACCAUAAUUCCUACCUAGUGUACAGUGGUGCACGUACUGUGGGUUAUUUAGAUAUGGUCACAUCCAAUACCAUUACAACCUUUUGGGACUACCUAACAGAGAUAGGUAAUUUUCUCUGGAGAGCUUUUGUUGUUGCCAUGUCUUAUGUUUGGAUAAUGGCCAUCUCUCUUUACUUUCACCAUGCCGGUCAUUUAACAGAUCCCGACCAUUCCAUUUGUAACAUGACCUUGGGCGAUUUUUUUAAAACAUAUAAAUUUCACCCGUUUUUUGUUCAUGAGAUAUUUGUGCCUUUGUUUGCUGCUGUAUGUACAAAUUCAUAUGAUUCCAUGCUAAAGUAUCCAGCCUCUGAUAUUCUCGAGUACAUGGCAGUUGGUUUAUUCCAGGAAUCUUACAUUGUUGCGUGCGGCGUGCAACGUGUGGUACAAACCAUAUCUGCUCCGCUCAAGCACGUUCACCUGAACACACAAAUUAUGAGCAUUCAACCCAACAAAACAACAAAAUUUCGAUUGAUCGAUGAACAUGGUGAAAAUUACGAUGUCGAUCAUAUUAUUUUUGCAACUCAGGGAAACCAAGCUAUUUCCAUGCUACAAGCUUAUACCAAUGCUUUGAAAGAACAAUCAAAUUCACUUCAAGCGUACACAGAAUCAGUCCAAUCUGUUCAGCUUCAGAUGGACAUGCUCAAAAAAUUCCACUAUGAUUCCGCCCUCGUCAUCAAUCAUACUGACACCAGAUUGCUCCCUACUGACCCGAGUAACUGGAGGGCCCUGAAUUUGGCCAUCGUGGAUAAAUCGGUCGAUCCUGGAGAGAGCCAUUUAAUUGUACCCUUUCCUCAUGAUACUACCAUGGCAACCCACAUUUUAAACAUGACUCACAGCAGUAUCAGUAAAGGCAGUGUAUACAUGCAAACAACCAAUCCUUGUCUGGCUGUAGACCCAAAGAAAAUCCUGUCUGUCACCUGGUUUGAGCGUGCCACAGUCACUUUACAAUCCAAACGAGCACUGCAAGACUUAUUUCAAACCACAAAGGACGAAUCAGAGCCUACCUUAGGUCCAUGUCAAGGCAAAAACGGUAUCUGGUUUGUAGGUUCUUAUUGUUGGAAAGGCAUCCCAUUACUAGAGGGUUGUGUUGCCAGUGCUGAAUCCGUAGUGACCAAAGGUAUUGCUGUCGCAGAGAAUAUCACUAUACAAUUACCCUAUUAGAAAUAUACAUCUUUUUUUUUUCUUUUGUACAUAUAUUAAAACUUUUUUUAAAUGGAGCUGU